This is a messenger RNA of Triticum dicoccoides, 2539 nucleotides long. RefSeq lists its product as uncharacterized. NCBI's taxonomy places the organism in Eukaryota, Viridiplantae, Streptophyta, Magnoliopsida, Poales, Poaceae. Bases 1 to 1236 code for a protein of 411 amino acids. The record is from RefSeq and is a predicted model, not a curated record. Gene Ontology annotation, cellular component: box C/D methylation guide snoRNP complex; small-subunit processome. Gene Ontology annotation, molecular function: snoRNA binding. The transcript is spliced from 7 exons.
AUGGUCCAGAUCGCGAGGAGGGAUAAUCUAACGGCGGAAAUCACCAAAGCUCUGAGGUGCGACCUAAUGACUCAUUCCGGUACAGAACCUCCCGCAAAUCACCAGGGGCCGCUCCGUAACCCUCACCCAAUCUCUCAUUCUGGAUCUGACCUCGAGGGCGCGGGGGGCGAUGGAGUCGGGAACGAUACUCCAGAGCCGGUGGAGAAGGUAGAGACGGUGGCGGGGGAGGGGCAGGGAAGGGCGCGGGGGGAGACGCAGUCGGCGAACUUUACUCCAGCGCCGGCGGAGAAGGUGGAGACGGUGGCGGGGAAGGGGAAGGGGAAGGGGAAGCGGAAGAAGGGGAAGGGGAAGGGGACUAGGGGCGUCUUCUGCGGUCGAGGUAUCGAGUUGGGCAAUUGUGGACUGAUCUUGGUUCUUUUUGAGACGCAAUCUGGGUUUGCAAUUUUCACUUAUGAUGGUAUGAAUCUCCUCCUAGAUAAUGCAGUUGAGAAUAUCUGGGUAGAUUUCAUUGAGGGUUACUUGGCAAAAUCAAUGGUUUGGCUGAAAGAAUUUAAACGUCUUGAGAACGUGAGCAGCGCGAUCGACCCUGUUACCGGUGUUGACGAAGAUCUUGCUAUGACGAUCCGGAAAUACAUCGUUCCUGGGCAGCAACUAGCUGUUGGAAAGCCUGAAUAUAAAACCAUCAUUGAAGACAAGUUGGAAAUAUCCUGCCUGCAUGAUGAUGCGGUCAUGGAAUUGAUGUGGGGCCUUGGGAACUGCGUAGAGUAUCUAGUGCCUUCAGAAAAGUUGGAGCUGACUAUGGAGGGUCGCCUCCGUAUGAGUAAAGGAUUGAAAACUGUCCUGGAAAGUUAUGACUUACAAGUUGAACCAGAGAUGGUUAAUAAGCAUAUUAUUGAGACAGCAGGUGUUGUGUAUAGUUGUGACCAUUCUGUCAGCAAACAUGGUAAGUCCUUGCGGGCUGCUGGUGAGCACCUUAAGAAGAUUUCAGACAUUGACUCGCAGGAUUGGUGUUUAAUUAAACUAGUGACUGCUCUCAAGUUAUUAUGUUACCCUACAGAGGAACUUCCUGGAAUUCCUCUUGAGGUUUUCUCAGCAGAGGAGUAUUCCAAGUUGGUGAAUGAUGGACCUAAAUACGAAGGUAAACUAUUGAAGGUGUCUUGCAAGACUGUCUUCAAAGAAAUGGUGUGGGCCCGUCGUCUGAGGAAUAGGAUGUUAAGACUCUUGGCCAUUACGUGAGGGAGGCAAGAAAAGCAUAUGAAGAGGACCAAACUUUGAUGAGCAGCUGUGAGGGAGGCAAGAAAAGCAUAUGAAGAGGACCAAACUUUGAUGAGCAGCUGUGAGGGAGGCAAGAAAAGCAUAUGAAGAGGACCAAACUUUGAUGAGCAGCUGUGAGGGAGGGAAGAAAAGCAUCUGAUAAAAAGGCAUACUGGCCUACUCCCUCCGUCCGCCAAAGAGCGUGCAUCUGGCUCCAUGAUUUUCCCCAAAAUAAGUGUACGUUUGGCUCCACCGCAGGUAAUUUUGCAUUCACCCCCCUGAUCUACGCCUCGAGGUCACCACAACCAGCGACGACCCAAUCCUCUCGUUCUCCCCCAAAUCGAAGCCAGUCUUCUUCCUCUUCCCCCAACUCUCUCCCUCCCGAUCCAAUCCCAGAUCGCUGAGAGUCAAUCAUCCAAUCCAAAGCCAUUGCUGGUCAUGCAGAGAUUAAUGGCGGCCGGUCCAUAUAAGCUGCCGGUGUGCAUCGCAAUGGAUCCAUGGAAGGCGGCGGAGGAGCGGUAGGUGGAGGAGCAGAAUCCGGCGAUGUCCAACCAGGCAACGCCAUCGCGGCGGCCGGCGGCGUCACACGCGACUGCGGAGGAUCUGGUUCUGGAGGCCCCCACCGUGCUCGGGCAGUCAGGUUCCGACCGCGCUCGCCCUCGUACAUCCUUCGGCGGCGGCGGUAUGGUUGCGGAGCCAAACUCGUCGACCUGGACGAGGAUGUAGCAGCUGAUGGCGAAGCUGGUGUCGGGCAUGCAGGUACUCUUCUCCAUCGGCCUCAUGUUCAUCUUCUACUUCAAGAUACUAUGAUUAUUAGUGACAGUAUGCAGAAGGAUUGAACAAGAAGAAUUGAAUAGAUCAGUGACUUGUACCUGGAUCCAUGUUUAGAUUGAAGUGACGUGUGGGCUGGAGCUCUUCAUGCACGGCUUCACCCUCUUCAUGUACGGCUUCAUCCUCUUCAUGUACAGCUUGCUCCUGAAAGAGAGCUUCAUCUUCUUCCUGUUAUCCUGUAUGGCUUCCACUCCCUCAUGCACGGCUUCGUAUCCCUCAUCUGGUGGUAGUAUAUUCAAGUCAAUGGCCAUGGAUGGGGUGUGUGUGUGUGUGUGGUGUAUUCUUUGGUAAAUAUGAGCUGGCUUUGUAGCUGGGUUAGACGUUUGGAUUCCAAUUUUUGGCGCCUGUAAUCUGGCUUACUAGUAUUGAAACUGGCGGGAACAGUGUACUGGAGUAACUGGCUGAAGCUAAAUUAGCUAGCGGGAGGAGGAAUUGUAUUUUGCUUGUGAUUUAA